Molecule: messenger RNA, 739 nt
Organism: Dermacentor andersoni
Lineage: Eukaryota; Metazoa; Arthropoda; Arachnida; Ixodida; Ixodidae
Source: RefSeq, a predicted model, not a curated record
CCGAGCUCGAGAGUGCAAGGGCACCAACCGAUCAUUUCGAAGAGCUGAGUUUUUCCUUACGACAAGGUUCGCUGUCGGCACGUGAUCACGGAGAAACGCCUCGGAAUCAUCCUUGCCGCCCUCAGACCGUGGCGACAUGGAGCGCGUGCUGCAGUUUUCGGUGCUCUUGUGGAAGAACAUGUACCUUCGACGCCUGAGGGUGCGUCCGGUCGCCUUCGUAGUCGAGAUUCUCAUGGUGACCGUGCCGUUCUUCAGGAUCCAGAACGAGCGUGGCCGCGUUGGCAACGACGCCGUGGUCAGCAGCAUCAUCUACCCCGUGUACACGCCGGACUUAUCAGACCUCAGGUUGGACACGGUCUUCUACGGACCCGUCAACAAGUACACGCGCCGUAUCAUCGACGCCGUCCAGAAGAGGCUGCCUGGAGUCGCGGUGAAGACAAUGAUGGACGAGACGACUAUGGCGCGGAUGGUCUUCUCAAGGAACGUGACACCGAACACAGUCGGUCUCUACUUCGAAACGGAAGCUCUCGGUGACGACGUGCCCCACGAUCUUGCGUACACCAUCAUGUUCUCGAGUGGUGCAUACGAGAUUAUCAAGUCUCGCAAGGUCGUCACAGAGACUGGACCCUCGCAAGCCGAAGACCGUGAGUGGGAACUCGUAAUGCUUCAGAUAUCAAAACUGCUGUUUGCUUAGGAGUGGCGUGCAGUGUUCUUGGUUCCAAGCGAAAUAAAUAAUGAA